GUGAUAAUUGCUUGGUUGUCAUUAAAAUGUCACAAGGCAAAAAAAAAUCUUUAUAUUUUUAAAAUAUAUUUUUUUCUAUCUAGUUCCAUUUAUCAUACAGUGAUAAAGAGAGGUAUGAGAUGGAAGAAAGGCCAGAUGCUCAGAAGCAGAUUCUCACAGAAAUCGCCAAGAAACUUCCCAUCUUCACGCGCGCUCAGUCAGGAGCUGUCAGGUUCUGUGACCGCUGUCAGGUGAUAAAGCCAGACCGCUGUCACCACUGCUCCGUCUGUGAAACAUGCGUUUUGAAAAUGGAUCACCACUGUCCAUGGGUAAACAACUGUGUGGGAUUCUCCAACUAUAAGUUCUUUCUGCUGUUCCUGUCUUACUCCAUGAUCUACUGCGUGUUCAUUGCAUCAACAGUGUUUCAGUAUUUCCUCAAGUUCUGGGUGGGAGAUCUUCCCAAUGGCCCUGCGAAAUUCCACGUGCUCUUCCUGUUGUUUGUGGCGCUCAUGUUUUUUGUCAGUCUCAUGUUCCUGUUUGGCUAUCACUGCUGGUUGGUGGCUAAAAACAGGUCCACGCUAGAGGCGUUUUCUGCGCCAGUGUUUCAGAACGGGCCUGACAGGAACGGCUUUAAUGUUGGGCUCAGCAGAAACCUCCGGCAGGUGUUUGGAGAGGAUAAAAAGCUCUGGUUUAUUCCAGUGUUCACAAGUCAGGGUGAUGGGCAUUAUUUCCCGCUGAGGACCCUGCGUGAAUCUGAGAAUCCUUUAUUGGCCAACGAGGGGAAAUGGAUGGAGGACGGUGGAUCAGAUGAAGAAAGCGCAGAUGAAAAUGGACCUUCAGUCAUUAUUAGGACGGAAUCAUAAUCACUGGAGGGGAUGAAUACUCGGUGAGUAUGGAUUUUAGUGGCGAAGGCAAGCAUUAGUCGAUUACUAUUAGCUCAUAUGUAGGGUAAGUCAUUUAGGCAUUUUCAUUCCUCAAAAUGAUCUGGUCCUUCACAAUAGUGAUCCUGGCAACACUACUCAAUAUAAAAAUCUAGAUCUAGAAAUCUAGUAUUGAAUCUAUUCCCUGUUAUUUGCUCAUUUGUUCUAACACUAACAUUGGUUUCUUAUUUAUUUGACUAGUGGGAUCCUGGUUGACUUUAGCAUCAUGAGUAGUUUAAGAAACCACCAAUCCUUGAAUGAGACGACUGCAUUCCAAAUCCUGGAUCAUUCCAGAAAAGCCUGUUUCUAGAGAGCCAAUUAUAUUGGGAACAGUGAGGAUUUUCUUGUAAUGCUGAUUACUUAGAACUCAUGCUGAAUGUUAUCAAGUGUAUUGCUCAUCUUUUAUGAAGAGGAGAGCUGCAGGACAAUCACUGACAUUUCCAGAUGUUAUAGACCUGUUGGACUGUUUAUUAUCAUGCUUUGAUGAGAAAAGAUGGACAUCUCUGAUGAAAUAUGAUAUACCAAUAUCUUCUAUUUUUCUCUUCACAUAGUGGGAUAAAUGUUUGAAAACUUGGACAUGUCCAGAUCAUACUUCUCCCCAAAACAAAGUGAGAUUAAAUUAAGCCUGUUCAUUGUCAUGCCCCUGGACUGUAUAUGUGUGUUUUUCCCUCCAUGUGCCUGCCCUGACCUAGUUUUCCCAUGAGUUUG
Messenger RNA from Sinocyclocheilus rhinocerous, 1607 nucleotides. Its product is annotated as palmitoyltransferase ZDHHC15-like. Lineage: Eukaryota; Metazoa; Chordata; Actinopteri; Cypriniformes; Cyprinidae. The record is from RefSeq and is a predicted model, not a curated record. Bases 120 to 842 code for a protein of 240 amino acids. The transcript is spliced from 8 exons. Gene Ontology annotation, biological process: synaptic vesicle maturation; protein targeting to membrane; peptidyl-L-cysteine S-palmitoylation. Gene Ontology annotation, molecular function: protein-cysteine S-palmitoyltransferase activity. Gene Ontology annotation, cellular component: endoplasmic reticulum; Golgi apparatus.